Daldinia decipiens is the source of this 1816-nucleotide messenger RNA. RefSeq lists its product as uncharacterized. Bases 629 to 1633 code for a protein of 334 amino acids. The record is from RefSeq and is a predicted model, not a curated record. The transcript has a single exon. Lineage: Eukaryota; Fungi; Ascomycota; Sordariomycetes; Xylariales; Hypoxylaceae.
CGGGAACGGGUUGGGCAUUCGCGUAAAUAAGUCUCCUAGCCGAUUACGGUUCGCUUACCACGGCAAUGGCAACUAGUUUUAGUCGAUCAAUAGAGGAGCCACUGGGACGGCGAUGUACGAAGUCAUAACUUAAUAUACAUAUACCAACAAUCUCACCAAGUGAGUCUUAUAUUCGAAGUAUAUCUAGUAUCGAGGUAAUUAUCACGAGUAUAGAAUCAACUAGUCUAAGAAAUAUUUACCACAAACUGUCACUUUUCAAUACUUUGACGCAACUAAGCGUAUUCUCUUAGCAUCCAAACUAGAAGCGGGAAGACUCCCUGUAGCUUACACUUAACACAGCAACGAGAUAAUUUCCCGAUCUUUUUCACAUCUCCACUUUCCACUUUACGUGUGCCGCAUUUGCACAUGAAUUGUUCAUGCAGGAAAUACCCGCCUAAAGAUUCUUAGUAUAGUUCAGGGAUAGGGGCCUAAAUCACAUUAUUAUGGCAAUGGGCCGCCAUGGGGUUUCAAGUAUUUCAUAUUCGGUCAGGUCGCAAUGCCGUCUGAGUUAUUCGUUUUGACUUUAUCAACUUCAAGCUAACAUACACAUUUGCAUCACAUAAAAUUCUCAGUCUCGUUAUACUCAACCAUGCUCGAGGACGGAUCUGAUCAGGAUGUAGUCCUAGUGACACAAUUACCAUCAGACUCUUGGUUUGAAGCUUUUGCUUUUCGGCCUAAUGGCAAAAUACUAGCCUGCCGACUAGACGAACCCGAAUUAUACACAUUUUAUCCCGAAGACUCAGAUUCGACGCCUCAGCUACUGCAUACCUUUGACGAAGCCGCGAACGGUAUUAUCGAUGCGGAUCCCAUACCGGGUACUAAAGAUGAAUAUUUCGUUCUUUCAACCGUUAGUGACCUAAUUAGUGUCGAAUUCAACGAUUUUAUCGUAUGGCACGUCGCGCUCAGCCCCGAUGACAGCAAUCCGCCCAAAGUCACCAAAGUAGCCGAAUUGCCAGAUACGGGCCUUUGUGCAGCCGCCGUCGCGAUUUCAGAUCGUGUGGUGCUAAUACCAGACUCAACUAAGAAUUGCAUAUGGCAUCUUGAUACACAGACAGGUCAAUCAACAUUACUUGUAGCCGACGACAGUAUGAAGAUUGCAAAUGGCGAAGGGAAUUUCUUCGGUCUUAACCGGAUAUGCAUCACAGAUGAAUUUAUAUGGUUUACGAAUACCAGUGCUGGUACAUUAUGUCGCAUCCCGAUCCAACAAGUUCAUGAUGAUCCAUCUGUAGGAAUCCGCAUAACAGGACCUGUGCAGAUUCUUACUGAUGAGAUCAUUGACUGCGACGGGCUAGUUCUUACACAGGAUGAGACUGCGGCCUACACGUGUAGUUAUAAGGAUGGUUUUAUCUGGAAGAUCGACAUCGAGCCCUCGACGGGCAAGGCCACGACAAAUGUUGUCUUGCGAAAUUUAGCCUCGCCAACAGCCGUCGAGCUGAACUACGUGGAUGGCAAGCCGAAAUUGUUCAUCGUGUGCUGCGGGGAGAUCCAGAUGGGUUGGAUUCCGGAAAAGGAAAACCCCUGGAGUGACAUCGUAAAUAUUAACGCGGCGGUGACGGUUCAGGUUGAGACUCGGGAAGUCGUUGAGACUGUUUGAUAUUAGCGUAUUCGGGAAUGGCAGCGCUCGGCUUGGUUAUCUACGCUGGUAUAAUUGAUGACUGGCCCAUAUACCCCUUUAAUGGCACAUAACACUAGGCAUAGGAUAUGACAUCUAAUGAAGAAACUCUUCGUAUUCAAAGACCUUGAACUCCCAUUCUCCCAUUAGUGAAGUUUAGUCGUG